This is a messenger RNA of Bemisia tabaci, 1046 nucleotides long. NCBI's taxonomy places the organism in Eukaryota, Metazoa, Arthropoda, Insecta, Hemiptera, Aleyrodidae. The record is from RefSeq and is a predicted model, not a curated record.
UGGUAUUGGUUGAACUUGAAAGCUGCCAUGCUGGAAAAAGUUCAGUUUCUGUGCGGUUCGUCGAAUACUUUUAAUUCCGAAAGUAGACGUGGAGAAUUUCGAGCAAGGUCAACUACUUCAGGUUGCUCGCGGUACCAUUUUGAAGCCUCGAGAAACCGUCUUUGAAGCUUCCUGAUGAUCACAUUACAACCCUCUUGUGUUUUUCUGCAACCAAGUGUAGGAUCGAAUUACAGCAGAAAUGGAUACAGAUUUCGAGAAUCUUUUUGAUGAUGGUAUGCUAAAGCUGAUUGAUUUCUCGAAGCAUACCAGCCAGUUCAGUCCUCCAAUCUCUCCUAACAAUCCUGGUGACAACUUGAAGUUGCGUCCUUUGAACGUCAAUGACUAUCACAAAGGUUACAUUGGUCUUUUAGGAAAACUCACAUCUACUGGUGAUGUUACGUUUGAUCAGUUCAAAAAGCGGUUUUCACAAAUGAAACAAUGCCCAAAUACAUAUUACAUAGCUGUUGUUGAAGAUCUAGAAACGAAUACAAUUGUAGCCACAACAACUUUAGUCAUUGAACAGAAAUUCAUUCAUGAAUGUGGAAUACGAGGUCGAAUAGAAGACGUCGUUGUCUGUGAUACAAAACGAGGGAAACAACUCGGAAAACUAAUGAUCGGGACCAUGACAGCCCUGGCUGAGUACCUGAAAGUUUAUAAAGUUUCUCUGGAGUGUAAAGAUAGCCUAGUGCCGUUUUACGGUCAAUUCGGUUACAAGAAAGAGGCUAACAAUUCCAACUACUUACAAUUACGACUGUGACUCUCAGAAUGGUUCAAAAGCUUGUCUCAGUGAGUUGUGAUACUUUUCUCCUUAUUAUUACCACGCAGAAGAGAAAAUGUUCGGACCACUGUGUUAGAAAGAUCUGAAUCAUUUUCCAGUUUCAGAAAAUGUUUUCUUAUGUCAUUCCAACCAACCAGCAUAUCGACGGUGAAACUACCAAACCACGUAUCUCAGUUUGCGGCGUCGCAAACUUCCUGUCAUACUUUAUUUUUUAAAGAGGAAACUUCUC